Clonostachys rhizophaga is the source of this 1440-nucleotide messenger RNA. NCBI's taxonomy places the organism in Eukaryota, Fungi, Ascomycota, Sordariomycetes, Hypocreales, Bionectriaceae. The record is from the annotation of a GenBank genome assembly.
AUGACUCCGAUUGGUGUGACCUCUGAGCCCGCGGAUGAAUGGGAAUUCUUUCGCUUGUGUCCGAUAUGCCGCAAAGCAUUCGUGAAAGAUAACUCCUUUAAGCGACACCUCUCGUAUUGCCGCAGAGCCCAGUUCAAGCGGAAGGGCCGACCUAAGCCGUGCGAUGGUUGUUCAUUGGCCAAGACUAAAUGCAGUCUGGAUGAACCGACUUGUCAAAGAUGUCGCUCAAAGGACCUGCCAUGUGUAUAUGGAGCAAAGCUUUUGGAAGGACUCUUUCCGAAUCCUGAUUCGCAAAAUGGAAUCCCAUUUGGAAACCCGGACAACCUGCAUCUUGAGCAAAUGUUAACCGCUGGAGAUCCGGCGAAGAGUGUGACUGGGGGUUCAGAUCCGCCGCCAGAAUUCAAUAGCCAUCUAACACCGCCACAAAGCAGCUGGCCCUUGAUUUCCUCUGACAUUUCGAAUGGACAAGAAAGCGUAGCGGAACCGACGAGCGCACCUUCUGAGAGCCUCCAGAGCUCGGAAUUCUUACCUUUUGAUGAAGCUGCACCUGCUCAGUCAACUGAGCUAGCCAACGAGCCAGCAACUUUGACAGCGCUGAAACAACCCAGCCCGGAAGCAGAAGCCAGUGCCACCAUUGUAAUGCAUUGUAUCCGCUCAUACCCUCAGAUGAUGCUCCGUCGACAGACCUUUCCACCGUUCAUCCAUCCUCAUUGGCACACGGAAAAGCUACCCGAGAACCUGGUUAAUUGCAUGAGUAUUGCGCAGUUGUUCGUUACCCGGACAUCGGAGAACAGCCCCUUCCUGUGGCGAACUAUAGAUAAUGAAGUCAGCCGAUUUAAGGAUGAGGCCAAUGAAAUGGACGUAAGAGUGGUUCAGACAGCGGCACAGGCCACAUUGAUCUAUCUGAUCAUGUUGGCUGUAGACGAGGCCGAAGAUAUGUCAGCCCGGGGUGCUCGACUGUUAGAAGUUUUUCAGAUUUUGUCCUUUCGGACAAGAGACCUCUGUGGUGGAAUCUUCUUGGCCCCUCCCGAAUGCAAACAUCCCAGUCCCAGCUGGGAAGAGUGGAUAUUCACGGAAUCAAGGAGACGAAUUAACUGCUUUUAUUUCGCCGUUCGCGAAGUUAUACAGGCAAAAGCCGACGUACCUUGCGUGCCCCCUGGUGCACAUCGCCAGGUGGCACUUUGCUCCGCUAAAACAAUGUGGGAAGCAAGAUCCCGCGAGGGGUGGGAGGAAGAAAUGGCUAUUCAGAAUAUGGGACGACUGCACAUCGAUCUUUGGAGCCUUGGAGCGCUUCUGGAUGCUCAGCGGCACCCGGAGGAUGCAAUGUAUGCCCAACUGCUUGAGAUUUGGGGAGCUAAUACGGAUAAAAUGGGGGUGCUUAUGAGUGUGGUAGCAGUUAUUAUGAACCAACAAGAAAGCCAAUUAGUGGAGGGAUAUUAA